AUGGCAAGUCCUCAACUACCCAUGGCGCCCUCUGCAUCUCCCACGAUAUACUUUGGUUACGGGUCAAAUCUCUGGCUUCACCAAAUGACGACACGCUGCCCAACAUCGACCUACCUUGGAGUCGCCCGCCUACCAAACUACCAGUGGAUAAUAAACGACCGCGGUUACGCGAACGUUGUCGAGGUGACCGAUAGUAACAGCACAUCCAUGUCUCCUUACGACGAUGUAGUCUUUGGUCUCGUCUAUUCACUUGAAGCAGAAGAUGAAAAGAGACUAGACAAGAACGAAGGCGUGCCCGUGGCUUACACAAAAGAGAUGCUACAAUGCGAGUUCUGGCCUUCUGAUACAGAGCACAAAGUGGAUACUAGCAAAGAUCCGGAAAAGAGGGAGGGCAUGCUAGUUUACAUUGAUAGAAACCGUGUCCAGCCGGAUAAGCCGCGAGAAGAGUACAUCUACAGGAUGAACCAAGGGAUCACAGAUGCUGUGAAGCUAGGUGUGCCAGAAGACUAUGUGAGGGAUGUCAUGAGGGAGUAUAUUCCGGCUCAAGAAGAUGACGAUGGAAAAGAAGGUGAAAGGGAGAGGAUGGCGGAGUUUGCUAGAGGGCAAGCGGCAGAAUUCAGGGAUGAGAGUGGAGUAUUUCAAUGA
This is a messenger RNA of Alternaria burnsii, 645 nucleotides long. RefSeq lists its product as uncharacterized. Bases 1 to 645 code for a protein of 214 amino acids. Gene Ontology annotation, molecular function: gamma-glutamylcyclotransferase activity. The transcript has a single exon. The record is from RefSeq and is a predicted model, not a curated record. NCBI's taxonomy places the organism in Eukaryota, Fungi, Ascomycota, Dothideomycetes, Pleosporales, Pleosporaceae.